AGUAUAAGUAUAGAGGGUGAGUUCUUGAAUUCCUCUUCCAGUAGUCCAAACUCAAAGGUGCUCAAGUUGUUUCUCCAAAAACCCACCUCUUUGCUUCAGAACCGCCAUAUCCACAAACAUUGCAAUUUUUUUGCUAGCAAUGGCUCACCAUCUCCCUGCUCAGAAUAUUAUCCUCAUCACGUACGGCACCCUCCAAGUGUUGAUUGGACUGGCAUCCCUUUGGCAGCAGUGGCAUCAUUGCCGUGUGAAUGUCAUGGGAAUGCGAGGGAGAGGUAAUCUCAUCCAGAACUUCGGUUCAAGGAUGUCACUACGUUUGAAAGGGGCAAAUUGGAUCAAUAUGAACUGCAAUAGGCUACAACGCGCGCUCUUCAAGUUGCAAUGGAAGCAUCCAACAACUUGGCAUCCGUAAUUAGGCUCGUACUUCGAUGGUAACUCAUCGCAUAUCAAAAUCUCAAUUUCUUCG
Molecule: messenger RNA, 463 nt
Organism: Eremomyces bilateralis CBS 781.70
Lineage: Eukaryota; Fungi; Ascomycota; Dothideomycetes; Eremomycetales; Eremomycetaceae
Exons: 3
Coding region: 140-409 (89 amino acids)
Source: RefSeq, a predicted model, not a curated record